GUCGCGGUAGACGCUCGGCUGAAACGGCCCUCUUUUAAAGUUCCUGGGGGCGAAGAGUGGAGCGACCUGGACAAAGCAGGAGAAAACCGGGCCAAGAUUUUACCUUGUUAAUAAAGAACUCAUCGUUUUCCGUACCGGGAGGGCAGAUACCGCUCUAGAGAAAAGAGGUGCGACGCAUAAAACCGAGGUCUCACUUCCCGAUAACGUCAGAAAAUUCAGAAAAUGGCGGAGCCGGACAAAUUAAACAUCGACUCUAUUAUUCAACGUCUUUUGGAAGUGAAGGGCUCCCGGCCGGGGAAGAACGUCCAGCUGACGGAGAACGAGAUCCGUGGCCUUUGCCUCAAAUCCAGGGAAAUCUUCCUGAGUCAGCCAAUCCUGCUCGAAUUAGAGGCUCCUUUAAAAAUAUGUGGCGAUGUCCAUGGUCAGUACUACGACCUGCUCCGACUCUUUGAAUACGGAGGCUUCCCUCCAGAGAGCAACUACCUGUUUCUGGGCGACUACGUGGACAGAGGGAAGCAGUCGCUGGAGACCAUCUGUCUGCUUCUAGCCUAUAAGAUCAAAUACCCCGAGAACUUUUUCCUGCUGCGCGGAAACCACGAGUGCGCCUCCAUUAACCGAAUCUACGGCUUUUAUGAUGAGUGUAAGCGACGGUAUAACAUCAAGCUGUGGAAAACCUUCACAGACUGCUUCAACUGUUUACCUGUGGCUGCUAUUGUAGAUGAGAAAAUAUUCUGCUGUCAUGGAGGUUUGUCUCCGGACCUGCAGUCGAUGGAGCAGAUCCGCAGAGUCAUGCGGCCCACAGACGUUCCGGACCAAGGCUUGCUGUGCGACCUGCUGUGGGCCGACCCGGACAAAGACGUGCUGGGCUGGGGCGAGAACGACCGCGGCGUCUCCUUCACAUUUGGGGCGGAUGUGGUGGCCAAAUUUUUGCACAAACAUGACAUGGACCUAAUAUGCAGGGCACAUCAGGUGGUUGAAGACGGUUAUGAGUUUUUCGCAAAGAGGCAACUCGUCACUCUUUUCUCAGCUCCCAACUACUGUGGAGAGUUUGACAACGCUGGUGCCAUGAUGAGUGUGGAUGAGACGCUCAUGUGCUCCUUCCAGAUUUUGAAGCCAGCAGAUAAGAAAUUGUAUCCUUACGGCGGCGGCGGAGGAGGAGGAGGUGUGGGACUGGGAAGACCCGUCACUCCUCCACGGAACGCAGCCAAGGCCGGCAAGGCCAAGAAAUAACACGCGCUGACUUCCUCUUCCUACGAUUCACCACCCUUCGUCGUUCCAACACCUUUUUUUAUCAUUUCUUCCUUCCUCUCUACCUCCCAAACUUGUCCCCUUCGUCGGCACUGAACAGCAACAAAGACAACCAGGGUUCAGUCGGGUUUUUCUCUCUGAAUGAAACACUUUUUGAACGUUUAUUUUGCUUUUUGUGUUGUAUUUGUGUGGAUAUGUGAGCGAAUGAUCCAGAGAAAGUUGCUGUAUUCACCAUGUACUUUUCCCACCUUUCAUGUUCCUGUUUUCCUGUUUUUUAUGUAAAGAAGAGUUGUUUUUUGCCUGUUUACCAUGUAAAUCAUACUUGGCUGCAGGGCAGAGCGGAUGGGGGCCAUGAAGAAGAGAGCUUUGGCUGUUUAUGUUGAGGUCUGGCACUGUUUAAUGCUAAACGUGAGCUUUUGUACAUUAGCUGUAAGGGAAAGGGGUGGAGAUCACAGGUGGGUAUAAGGUGAAUUCACUAGAUUUAUUUUUUCUUCUUCCAUUUUCAGAACCAAUCAUGUGAGAUCACGACCAUGGAUGUGAUAUAGAGGCUUGUUUUUGUAGAUAACUGACACCAGAAUGGUUUUUAUUUUAUUUUUAUUCUUUUCUCUCUCCUUGUUUUUAGUUCACUCGAAGCUAAAGAUGAAUAAAAGUAACCUUUAAUUUGAAGUACAUCAUCAUGCUCAUCACUUUUUGUCAGUGGCUGCUUUUCAUUUGUCGUGACUUUUAAACUAAAAAAUAUCUUAAGAGGUAAAAUAACUGAUAAUUAUGAUUAUAUUUUGCUCUGGAUUCUGAACAGGUUUUGACUAGAGCUGGGCGAUGUGGCUUAAAUAUAAUUUUAAAAUUAAUUUUAGAUUUUAAUCAAUUUCUUUUCUCACUUCCCUUUCUAAAAGAUUAAUUAUAAAUGACAGAAUAUUUUCAAAAAGUGGCUUUUAUUUCAAUCAUACCUUCUGUGAUCUGUCAGAGAAUCAGGGUCAAGCUACGAGAAUGUUUAAUUACAAGGAUAUAAUAGGAUAUGCAUAAUAUUAGCAGAAAAAGAUGGAAUUUGACCAGAAAAAAACAUCUUAAAUUUAUCAGGAAAAAAAAACUUGUUUAAAAAAAGAUUACCAGGAUUUUUAGUUGGUUUUCUUCAAAAUAGUAGUUUGCAUGAACAUUUCAAAACUACUGAUUGCAGCCUGGCUCCAGUGCUCCAUUUGUAAAGUUGACCUGAAUUAAAAAUAAACUGCUUUAACAUACACUUAACAAGAUGGCUGCUAAAGGAGUGAAUUGGUGAAAAAGAAAUGCAGAUUUUCCACAAAUUAAACCUUUAAAACAAAAUAAAACCCAUUUAUCGCCCAGCCCUAGUUGAUCUAUAAUUUUCAUAGUUUUUGUUUUAAGUUUUGGUUUGGUUUUUUUUUUUUAAUUUAUGUUGUCAUCAGAUCCAAAGCUAAUCAGAACAUCUCGCACAAACAAGCACAACUCCACAUUAAACUGGGAACGUGAGGCGUUCAUGAGUCCUUUAAACUUUUCAGCGUGAGUGAAAUAUUAUAUAUUUAAAAUAAAUGUAUAGGCUUAUAGCUUAAAGUUAGCCUGGUUAAAAAUCGGCCUCUUCUUCUACCCUUUGCUUCGUAUUGAGGGUCUUUAAAUUGCUUCGUAUUGAGGGUCUUUUUAGUUGCUAAUGUUCGCCCGUAAGGUAUGUAAAGCGCGAGUUCGACGCAAUGAAGCUUACCGGAAAUGACGUGCGCUGUAAACUAUCCAUUAUGAAAAGAGAAGUGUCCAGCCAAACAAAAUGGCUUUUAAUGCUAAAUAUUUGGAAGUGUGGCUAACACGGACUGAACGGCUUUUUUCUCUUCCUUCCGCUGCUGCCGCUGCUAGAACUACAGUCAGACUACAGUUAUAAAACGGCGCAGAAAAUGACGUCAUAGUUCAACUUUGACCGGAGCGGGCUUGCUAGGCUAGCUUAAAGUUACAAGCAAAUCGAGCGCUUCUUCAUUUUUUAGCUUUUAAAAACGCGUCUGUGCUUGUUUUAGAAUAAUAAUGAUCAUUUUUUUAAAAACAUAGAAAAUGACUGAAUGCUUCUGACUGCGUUCCCAGUUUCGUGUGUCCUAACUGUGGGAAAAGAGCCAUAAAAAGAAUAAAAUUUAAUGUCAAAUUAUUCCAAUCAACUGUGAGCCCUGGAUAUUAUGCGGUAGCGUUUCUAAACUUACACAGUAAAAAAUUAACAGCUGUAAUUUGGUUUAGUUAGCCUGACACAAAGGAAAAAAUGUGGGUGUUAAUUUUUUUUAAAGUUAUAUUUUCACCAUGUCAUUUAUACAUUUAUAGAUUUACUUAUUUCAUCAGCUAAUAUAUAACUUCUAAAUUAAGUAUUUAGUUGGCAAUGUAAAUAUUUAGCUCGGAAAAUAAAUAUUUAGUUUGAAAAUUAAAUAUUUUGCUUGAAACAUUUUUUUAAACUAAAUAUUUAGUUACCAAACUAAGUAUAUUUCAUUUGGACUAGAUAUUUAGUUUGAAAGCAAAAUAUUUAGCUUAAACUUAAACAUUUAGUUGGGAACUAAAUAUUUAGCUUCCUAUAUUGUUUAAUUUACAAUCUAAAUAGUUGUUUUAAACUAAAUAUUCAUAAUUAUUCCUUAUAAAUCCAGAAUAAGAUUGUGAAAAUAUGACUUGAACAUCUGCAUUUUUUUCUCUGACAGGCUAAAUACACAAAAUUAUUGCUGUUAAUUUUUUCACUGUGUAACUUUACAAACGGCACUCUGUACGAUAUUCCUAAUAUUUAGUUGUUUGUUUUUACGCUUUGCGUUUAUUUGACUAUACAGGGUGUUUCUGGUUAAAAAAUAAAUAAAAACUGAAAAAGCAGGAUGCUGUAACUGUUAAAUAUUCCUCUGUGGAGCUUCAGGGUAAUCUCACAGCCCACUUCCACCAGCCUCACCGCUUUCUGUCCUCCCGCUGUUCAAAUAUAAACCUGCAGCUCUCUGUAACAGCAGGGCAAUAAGGACAGAGGAUGGACAAAAUGGACUUUAAAUAUUUCCUUUUGUGCAUUUUUUCAGUUAAUCUUAACAUUCUGCAUGGUUUUGAUAUAUCACAAUCUCUUGUUUUGUGCCUGAGAGGUCACCAGACUUCAGUUUGUGCACAUGUUCAAUUCACAUCCAGGAUCAACUCAGGAAGUGAAAUUUAGAUAACAAACAGGGAAUCCAAACCUGAAGAGGAACUGCAGGGAAAAUGGGUCCAAUUUGGUUAAUUUUGAAACAAUCUGGCCACAGUAUUGGUAAAAUUCAGUGAUUUGUUGUGCAGAAAGCUGUUUAUUCUGAUCUGUAAAGUUUCUUUUGUGUAAAUGAAAGUUAGAUUUUAAAAAAACAAACGUUUUUAUGAGACCUGCAGAACUUUACGUCCAUUUUCAUCGUUGUUUUCAUGGCUGUACAAACCGCAGCUUCGAACAUCUUUCACCUUUUUCUUUCUGUUUUUGCUUCUCACCACCAGUAAUCUCAAAUAUCUUCUUUUCUGUAACAUGUAAGCUUAGGUAACUGAAGCUUAUCGGUGUAGGAUCUUUUUAAUCAAUCAGGGAUGUUUUUGCACCAUGCACUGUUGCUGGGUAGUUUUAGAUCCAUUACAUUAAAGUUAUUAUAACUAAGAUUAGAUAAGAAAAUUACUAUUAAUGGUAUUUUUAUUUGUAUAUCAUUUUGUUUUCAUCUCUGUUUCAAGGUAGAAAUAAAUAUAGAGUUUGUA
Messenger RNA from Xiphophorus couchianus (Monterrey platyfish), 4941 nucleotides. RefSeq names its product protein phosphatase 1, catalytic subunit, alpha isozyme a (gene ppp1caa). The record is from RefSeq and is a predicted model, not a curated record. Gene Ontology annotation, molecular function: protein serine/threonine phosphatase activity. Bases 223 to 1230 code for a protein of 335 amino acids. Gene Ontology annotation, cellular component: nucleus; cytoplasm. Lineage: Eukaryota; Metazoa; Chordata; Actinopteri; Cyprinodontiformes; Poeciliidae. The transcript is spliced from 8 exons.